Messenger RNA from Agrilus planipennis (emerald ash borer), 2211 nucleotides. RefSeq names its product THO complex subunit 5 homolog B (gene thoc5). The record is from RefSeq and is a predicted model, not a curated record. Gene Ontology annotation, biological process: mRNA export from nucleus; positive regulation of DNA-templated transcription, elongation. The coding region runs from base 107 to 2131 and encodes 674 amino acids. Gene Ontology annotation, molecular function: mRNA binding. The transcript has 5 exons. Gene Ontology annotation, cellular component: THO complex part of transcription export complex. NCBI's taxonomy places the organism in Eukaryota, Metazoa, Arthropoda, Insecta, Coleoptera, Buprestidae.
UGACACAAAUAUCUAUGGGCAUAACCUCUACUUGAAUCAGAUUUGAAUUGUAAAAAAAAUAUAUUAAUAUUGCUUUAAAUUUAGCUGGAACAAAUUCAAAUUAAUCAUGGUGAAAGAAAAACGACGCAAGACGAAUUCUGCAGAUAAUGACGGAGAAGUAGAUGUUUAUAAGAAAGUAGUAGAUUAUGAAGAGAAGGAAGCAUUAACUAGGUCUGCAGAAGACGAUGCAAAUUUAUAUUUUGAUACUUGUAAAAGUAUACGUCAAAUACUUGCUGAUAUAUUUGAUUUAAAAGUUCAGAAUAAUUCAGAAGCCCGUUUAAAGAUUUCAGAAAAGUGUACACAAGCAUGUCUUCUCGUAGCAGCCUUAAAGAAAUUGAAUAGAUUAGAUAAAUUUCGUUCAGUACAUGCCAGAGAAUCACUCAGUAUCGAAAAGCAGAAAGUUGAUAGUACUAACUUACAAUAUCAAAAUCUUCUCUAUGAAGCAGGACAUUUGAUGUCUGAAUACAAUAAAUGUAAACAGUUUAAAUCUAAAGAUGAAGAUAUUGAGUUAAUAUCUUUAGAAGAAUUUUUGAAAGAAGCUCCUGAAUCUGUUACUAAACCAUUUCAAGUUACUGAACUUACUGAUGCCUUAAAGCAUGACAGACAUGUCGCUAGAUUAGAAUAUGAACUGACGCAGCGUAAACAGUUGGCAGAAUUAUGUAAAAAAUUGGAAGACGAGAAAAAACAAUUAGCUAAAGAUAUCAUACAGAAGAAAAAUAAACUUGAUUUGUUGGCUCCUCGUUUAGCGACUGUUCUAGAAGCCACAAAACCACUGCAAGAGCAGUUGGGAUUGCCUAUUGGCAAAUUGUAUGCUGAACAUAAGGCAGCAAGGCUUUUACCUGAACCUUUGUACUUAUUGUACGUUUAUGCUGAUGCAUUUAAGCAAGUUUAUAUUUCAGAUAUAGGUUUAGAAAUACUUGGAGAUCAAGAUGAUGCUCAGCAGUGGAAAGAGCAACAGAACACAUUCAGGAACAGUAACAAUGAUGAAUCUGAACAAGAAACUGAACAAGAAGUUGAAGAAAUUGCUGAAGUUAAAAAACGACGUCGAAGAAAAUCGUCGAUAAUUGAUCGUAACGAAGAAAAGAAAAAACGACUUUUGAGCCCUCAUCCAUUGGCUGUUCAAAUCAUUGUUAAGUCUAAAGAAGGAGUUGCCUUGAAAAUGACAUUUAGCUAUAGAUACCAAUUAAAUAUUGUAACUGUUGUGUCUUCUAGUGAAUAUUCAGAUAAUUUUUCUGCAUUUACGGCAAAGGAAAUUUUAAAUGGGAAUAAUUUACUGGGGGAGUUGUUUGAAGAAGAUAAAGGCACAAACAGCCCAAAUUCAGGAAAUACCUAUCAGUUAAAAAAAGUCGGUGUAGAUUCCUACAGUUCUUUAGUGACAGAAUUAGGUAACGCUUAUCAGUGGGCUCAGCGAAUUUGUGGGAUGGAUUUCCUAGAACAAGAACACGAAAAAAAAUUUUCAAAUACUCUCAGUCAAGCGAGCGUCGAAAUCGUACUUAAAACAAUUAUAAAACGACUCAAUUCUCACGUAGCCCUUGCGACUCAGUUACAACAACUUGAAUCGAACAUAAUUCCGUCUAUUUCUAAUCAUGUUGAUUUUCCUAAAAUGUCUGUUUCGUCCCUGACAAAAUUUGUAUCGUCUUCUUGGUCAAACUUUUGCAAAGUUCCUUCGUCCGCGCUUUUUAUUGAGAAUGAGGUGGUGGGUCAGUCAGAUUUGUUUUAUACUGCGAUCAUUUCGCGAAAUAAUGCGAUCAUGCAAGCUCAUAUUGUCGUUAAAAAUAAUUAUCCAAUACAACUUCCCAUUUUCGUUCUACUGGUGAAAUACAAAGGGGAAUUGCAUUCGGGAAAUUCAGAUGACGUUAGGGACAUGGAAAGAGCUGUUAAUGUAGGAUGGUGUCAUGGAAGCUCCUGUGCCGAAUGGUUGUUGGCUGCUCAAAUUAAAUGCCUGUGUAUGUAUUUUGAUGUUUACUUGGAGACAUCGGAUCCUGCCGCUUUUCAACAAAAUGUUGUCUUCUUUAGGAAUGUUAGUGGACGAAAUAGGGGACGGCCAUUCAAAUUCCAUAAGAUUGGGACAGGCAUUUUCACACAAACAUAAAAUUAUUUCAUUUACUUUCUUAUUUCCAUUUGUAGAAUAAACAUAUUUUUUUGGAUUUUGCAAUUAAAGUAUAUUCUAAA